Messenger RNA from Hemicordylus capensis (graceful crag lizard), 3293 nucleotides. RefSeq names its product chromatin assembly factor 1 subunit A (gene CHAF1A). Gene Ontology annotation, cellular component: CAF-1 complex; nucleus. The record is from RefSeq and is a predicted model, not a curated record. The coding region runs from base 169 to 2937 and encodes 922 amino acids. The transcript is spliced from 15 exons. NCBI's taxonomy places the organism in Eukaryota, Metazoa, Chordata, Lepidosauria, Squamata, Cordylidae. Gene Ontology annotation, biological process: nucleosome assembly.
UCUCCCUGACGGGUGGGGGGGGGGGGGUUGGUUGGUCACGUGGCUGCGCGUCCCGCCCUAUCAGGACGCCGGAGCGCGAAGGUCGCCCGAACUCCCGCCAAAUACGAGCGAGCGGGAGAGAGAGAGGGAGGAAGGCAGCCUGGGCGCCCCCCCCCGCCCGCCACGGUUAUGCGAGGGGAGGAGCCCCCCUCCCAGUCUGCAGCUAUGGAGUGUCGGGAUAAAUUGGCCGUUCCAGCCAGGAAGCUCAUACAAGCUCGACUGCCUUUCAAACGUUUGAAUCCUGUACCAAAGGAGAAACUGGAUGGAAACCCAGGGGUCAAAAAGCCCAGGAACCCUCAACAUGUUCUCCAUCAAAAUGCCACACCUUGUCCUGGUUUACCACAUCCCUUGCCAGAUAAUGUGGAGAACAGCUGCCAAGUGGAAACGGAGGCACUGUUUGUUCCUAAACUUGUUAAUGGCAAGGGCCCGUUGGAUAACUUUGUGCAGAAAAAUGCAAAAAAUGAUACGAAUCAGUCUUUAAUUUUGAUAGACUUGACGGAGGAUUCUAACCACAGACUGAGCAAUAAUGUAGACCAUGGCAAAGUAAACAAAGUAGCAGCAUCUGCAGAGAAAGCUGGCAAGGAGCAUAGGAGCGAGUCAGUCCAGUGUGAUGCUCACAAAUCCGUUUGUAACGCCCAGGAGGAUGUUCCAAUGAAAACUUGCCCAGCGACAGCAGAUGAGGAUGAACUAUCAAAUACAUUUUCUGAGGGAGAAAUUGAUGGUGCCAAGGAGAGGAAACUCGAGAUUGUCAUGUUUGAAAGGAAAAUGCCCGUGGUUGUCUUGGAGGAUAUAAUGACAGCCAGAUCUCUCCAAUCUUCACCUUUGGAAAGGAGUCUGUCUUCUGGAAAUGAGACAAUUGAAUCUUGCCCUGAAGGGGACACAGCAUGUACAAAUACUUCAUUGAGUUCUCUUUCUUCUACCGGCUCACCUGAGUCUCUGUCUACACAGGAGUGCAAGAACGACGUUAAUCCAUUAGCAGCUUCAACACCUGUUGGAAAGGUGUCUCAGAAAAGCCACAGGAAUUCUGCAGAGAAAGAGAAACUGAAGCUGCAAAGGGAUCAAGAGCGGGCAGACAAACUUCAAAAGCUGCAAGCCGAACGAGAGGAGAAGGGCAGGCUGAAAGAAGAGGCCAAGGCUGCAAAGGAACGUGCCCGGGAGGAGGCGAAGAAAAAGAGAGAAGAAGAGAAGGAGCUGAAGGAGAAAGAAAGGAGAGAGAAAAAGGAAAAAGAAGAGAAAGAGAAGGCCGAAAAGCUACGAGUUAAGGAGGAAAAAAGAAAGGAGAAGCAGGAGGCAUUAGAGGCCAAACUCGAAGAGAAAAGGAAGAAGGAGGAGGAGAAACGGUUGAAAGAGGAAGAAAAGCGCAUCAAAGCUGAGAAAGCCGAAAUCACCCGAUUCUUUCAAAAACCCAAGACCCAGCCUGCCCCGAAGACGCUGGCUGGCUGGUGCGGGAAGUUUGCCCCCUUCGAAAUCAAGGAGAACAUGUUCCUUGCCCCACUCUGCCGCGUAGCUGUGGAGCAGGACCUCCUAGACCGCCUGGACUGGCUCCUACAAGAUCAGAGCUGCGACACGUCUCUCUUGGAUGAGCUGAAGAGCCGCGAGCCGUGUAAAUCGGGACCUACCCUCAGCAGGAGCAGCAGCACUGAUGUCGUAAACAGCGAUGUAGUCAUUGUGGGUAGCCACCAAGCGGGAGACGUCCCAGAAAGGAGGAAGUUCGGCAGGAUGAAGCUCCUGCAGUUCCGCGAGAAUCACCGGCCGGCCUACUGGGGCACGUGGAACAAGAAAUCUUCAGCCAUAUGCCCGCGAAACCCUUGGUCAAAGGAUGUGAAGCUGCUGGACUACGAAGUCGAGAGCGAUGAGGAGUGGGAGGAGGAGGAGCCAGGGGAGUCGCUCUCCCAUAGCGAAGGGGAUGACGAUGAGGAUGGGGGAGAGGAGGAAGAUGACGACGAUGGCUUCUUUGUACCCCAUGGGUACCUCUCUGAGGAUGAGGGUGUGACUGAAGAAUGUGACCCUGAGAACUACAAGGUUCGCCAGAAACUGAAGGCCAAGGAGUGGGAUGAGCUCAUUGCCAAGGGAAAGGGGUUCCGUGUCCUGCAGCCCACAAAGAUUGGCUGCAUCUGGGAAGGGCAGGAGAACGGCAAUGGCGCCGGCGUGGAUUUAAAGCUGCUACAGCAGUUUGCAGCUUGCAUCCUGGACCUGAGCAUUACCGACGAAGAGAAGCCGGAAAGAAGCUGCAAAAAUAAGACGGAGGACCGGGAAAUCCUGGGCCAGCUGCUCCCCUUGCUGCAUGGAAACGUGAACGGAAGCAAAGUCAUCAUCCGGGAGUUCCAGGAGUGCUGCCGCAGGGGUCUGCUCCUGGGCAACAGCUCCGUCUCCACUUUGGAGGGUGGGGAGGCGAGUCCCACAAGCCCCAGCACCUCCCGGGCCCAGACUCCUGUGCACGAGGGGAACGCCGUCCCCUCCAAAGCCCGGCUAAAGCGAAUCAUCUCGGAGAACUCCGUGUACGAAAAGAGGCCUGAGCACCGGAUGUGUUGGUACGUCCACCCCGAGGUGCUGAAGUCCUACGGCCAAGAGAGCCUCCCCGUCCCAUGCCAGUGGAACGACGUCACGCCCAUUCCUUCCGUGGCCAAGGAAGACAGUGGCAGUUCUCCAGCAGGGGCGGCGACACAAAUCACUCCAGUCUCAGCCAAGCGGAAGUCGGCAGGAAGCAUGUCGAUCACCAAGUUCAUGAGGAGACGUCUGGGUGCUAGACAGGCUGAAGCCACAGAGAUGGAUGGAUUUCAGGCAGACACAGAGGAAGAGGAUGAGGACGACUGCAUGAUUGUGGAUGUGCAGCAAAGCAAAGGAAACACCCCUCUGGCUGCUACACAGGCACCCUGCAACUGUGUCGAGGAAUCCUGAAACCACUUCAGAGACAGAAGAGGAAGGGAGCGAAGUUCCCGGCCGAGCCACCUUCUGCUACAGUUGCUCUUAACUGCCUCUUGCCCUUUGAUAUACCCAGCCCCUCCCUUUACUCUCUGUAUGUAUGUAGAAUUCUUUAGAAGGUUCCUGCAAUCUUGUGUCUUUCUGUACAAGAUACUUGAACAUACUCUGUAUUCCUUUGUAAAGAGAAGACAGCACUUUGUUCCACUUCAGAUCAGUGGAAGCUCAAGACAUGUUUUUAGAGACUUAGGGGGGUUUAUUUUUAGAGAAGAAAUACUGCAUAUAAUCACUCUAAUAAAAGCAUUAUUAAAUGUUGAUGGGCCCUAUACACAAAA